AUGUCUUCAACACGGUCUGAAUAUACAAUUGGUGGGGUGAAGAUUAACUUUCCUUGUAAAGCGUAUCCAUCACAGCUUGCUAUGAUGAAUGCUAUUGUCAGAGGAUUAAACAGUAAGCAACAUUGUUUGUUGGAAAGCCCUACAGGAAGUGGGAAAAGCUUAGCUUUACUUUGUUCUGCUUUAGCAUGGCAACAAUCUCUUAGUGGAAAGCCAAUGGAUGAAAACUUAAGUAAAAAAGCUGAAGUACCAUUGUCAUGUUGUUGUACAUGCCAUUCAAAGGAUUUUACAAAUGAUGACAUGAGCCAAGGAACUUCACAUCAUUUCAAUAGUCCCAGUAUACCCCCUUCUCAAAGAAAUGGCACUUCAUCACCUUGGCAAGGCUCUCCUGAAAAAACUACGCUGGCUGCAAAGUUAUCUGCCAAAAAACAAGCAUCCAUAUGCAGAGAUGAAAAUGAUGAUUUUCAAAGAGAGAAGAAAAGAAUUCGAUCCUUAGAAACUACACAGCAGAUUAGAAAACGUCAUUGUUUUGAAAAGGAAGUACACCAUUUGGAUACAAAAGUUGCUUCAGGAAAGACCACAAAACUCAGCUCCCCAUUAAGAAAGAUAAACUCCUUUUCUACACAGAAUCAAUCUGGUAACUGUUCUAGGUGCUGUUGUUCUAGCAAACAAGGAAACAGUCAAGAUUCUUCAAAUGCCAGUAAGAAGGAUCAUGGGGGGAAAUCCAAGGUACCAAAAAUAUAUUUUGGGACACGUACACACAAGCAGAUUGCUCAGAUUACUAGAGAGCUCCGGAGGACAGCGUACUCAGGGGUCCCAAUGACUGUUCUUUCCAGCAGAGAUCAUACUUGUGUCCAUCCUGAAGUAGUAGGUAACUUCAACAGAAAUGAAAAAUGCAUGGAAUUGCUGGAUGGGAAAAAUGGAAAAUCCUGCUAUUUUUAUCAUGGUGUUCAUAAAAUUAGUGGUCAGCAGACAUUCCAGACUCUCCAAGGGAUGGGCAAAGCCUGGGAUAUAGAAGAACUCAUCAGCUUGGGCAAAAAACUAAAGGCAUGUCCAUAUUACACAGCACGAGAACUUGUAGAAGAUGCUGAUAUAAUAUUUUGUCCCUACAACUAUCUUCUGGAUUCACAAAUAAGGGAAAGUAUGGAUAUCAAUCUGAAAGAACAGGUUGUCAUUUUAGAUGAAGCUCAUAACAUCGAGGACUGUGCUCGGGAAUCAGCAAGCUACAGUAUAACGGAAGUUCAGCUUCGGUUUGCUCGAGAUGAACUAGAUAGUAUGGUCAACAAUAACAUAAGGAAGAAAGACCAUGAACCCUUACAAGCUGUGUGCUACAGCCUCAUUAAUUGGUUAGAAGCAAACUCUGAACAGCUUGUGGAGCGGGAUUAUGAAUCAUCCUGUAAAAUAUGGAGUGGAAGUGAAAUGCUCUUAAAUUUACACAAAAUGGGUAUCACCACUGAUACUUUUCCCAUUUUGCAGGGACAUUUUUCUGCUGUCCUUCAAAAAGAAGAAAAAGUCUUAUCAAUUCAUGGAAAAGAGGAGGCAAGAGAAGUGCCUAUUAUUAGUGCUUCAACUCAAAUAAUGCUCAAAGGACUGUUUAUGGUACUUGACUAUCUUUUCAGGCAAAAUAGCAGGUUUGCAGAUGAUUAUAAAGUUGCUAUUCAACAGACUUAUUCUUGGAUAAAUCAGACUGAUACUUUAGAUAAAAAUGGGUUCUUUGCUGUACCAAAAAAUAAGAAACGUUCACGACAGAAAGUUGCAGUUCAUGUGCUAAACUUUUGGUGCUUAAAUCCAGCUGUGGCCUUUUCGGAUAUUAAUGGCAAAGUGUGGACGAUUAUUUUGACAUCUGGAACAUUAUCACCAAUGAAAUCCUUUUCAUCAGAACUUGGUGUUACAUUUACUAUCCAAUUGGAAGCUAAUCAUAUCAUUAAUAGCUCACAGGUUUGGGUCGGCACCAUUGGGUCAGGCCCCAGGGGUCGGAGUCUCUGUGCUACCUUCCAGCACACAGAAACAUUUGAGUUCCAGGAUGAAGUGGGGGCACUUGUGUUAUCCGUGUGCCAGACCAUGAGCCAAGGAAUUUUGUGUUUCUUGCCAUCUUACAAGUUACUAGAAAGGUUAAAAGAACGUUGGCUCUCCACUGGUUUAUGGCAAAAUCUGGAGUUGGUGAAGACAGUCAUCGUAGAACCACAGGGAGGAGAAAAAAAUGAUUUCGAUGAAUUACUGCAGGUGUAUUAUGAUGCAAUCAAGUACAAACGAGAGAAAGAUGGAGCCCUCCUGGUAGCAGUUUGCCGUGGGAAAGUGAGUGAGGGUCUGGAUUUCUCAGACGACAAUGCCCGUGCUGUCAUAACAAUAGGAAUUCCUUUUCCAAAUGUGAAAGAUCUUCAGGUUGAACUAAAGCGCCAGUAUAAUGACCAGCACUCAAAAUUGAGAGGUCUUUUACCUGGUCGUCAAUGGUAUGAAAUCCAAGCAUACAGGGCCUUAAACCAGGCCCUUGGUAGAUGUAUUCGACAUAAAAAUGAUUGGGGAGCUCUUAUUCUAGUGGAUGACCGCUUCAGGAGUAACCCAACUCGAUAUAUAUCUGGACUUUCUAAAUGGGUGCGGCAGCAAAUUCAGCACCACUCAACCUUUGAAAGUGCACUGGAGUCCUUGGCUGAAUUUUCCAAAAAGCACCAAAAGGUCAUUCCAAAAGCACCGAAGGUAUCCAAAGAGAACAGAAAGUCUAUACAGGACAGUCAGUCUACACUUGAAGUGCCUUGUUUGAAGGACAGUAACUCAACUUAUUUAUUAGAAACAGCAAGUCAUCUAUCACCAGAGAAUCCUAAGGAAGGUAAAACAAAACUGUGUGUCCAAAAACCGUGAUGUCCUGAAAUCAUAAUUCAAAGUUCUUCUCUACCAGGUGACAUCACCUCCAGAAAGGAUCAAAAUGAUCCAGUAUUAUUGGAGGAGUCUGGCGAGGCAAUGCAAGAAGAAAACAUUGUGUUUUCCAGAUCUUCAAGCCCAACCUUCAACAAACAAACAAACAGAGUUAGCUGGUCUAGUUUUAAUUCUUCAAGACAGUGUAUUACUGGUAAAAUUCUGACUGCAGCACCUAAGUUGAUGUCAUCAGAAGACUCUCAUUCUUCCACUUUCAAAACAGAAAAGGGUUGUGAAACUGGUUUGCCACUCACUGAUAAAUCUGAGUCCUCAUCUCUAGGAGUAAACCCCUCAUUUGAACCAUGUCCUCAGUCAGAAACUGUUAUUCCAUCAAUAAAGAUUGAUGCUGCUCUUCUUAAAAAUGAUCAUUCCAAACAGCUACUCUGCUGUGAAGAAGCCCUGGAUCCAGAUGUUGAGUUGUCUCUAGUAAGUGAAGAAGACAAACUUUCUACUUCAAAUAGAGAUUUUGAAACAGAAGCAGAAGAUGAAUCUAUCUAUUUUACACCUGAACUUUAUGACUCUGUAGAUACAAAUGAGGAAAAAAAUGAACCAGCUGAAACUGGUAGAAAUAAUUCAAAUUGUAUUUUAGCUGAAGAUCUUUUUAAAAUUAGACCUAUGAAAGAAGUAGAUUCAGCUGGGGAAAUGAAAGCUGAGGAUUGCACGGACACAAAGUUAAAUAGAGUCCUGCAUAUUAAAGAAAGUAAAGUUGAUGACAUUGGUAGCAAUAUAGAAACUCAUAACAACCAACUGGAACUGGAGGAAACUCAUGAAAUUGAGAUAAACAACUUUAAACAGUCUCCUUCCAAAAAUAAAGGUGUGUUCCCUGGUGUUAGGUAA
Pteronotus mesoamericanus is the source of this 3744-nucleotide messenger RNA. RefSeq names its product BRCA1 interacting helicase 1 (gene BRIP1). Lineage: Eukaryota; Metazoa; Chordata; Mammalia; Chiroptera; Mormoopidae. Gene Ontology annotation, molecular function: DNA helicase activity; hydrolase activity, acting on acid anhydrides, in phosphorus-containing anhydrides; DNA binding. Gene Ontology annotation, biological process: nucleotide-excision repair; double-strand break repair involved in meiotic recombination. Gene Ontology annotation, cellular component: nucleus. The record is from RefSeq and is a predicted model, not a curated record.